AUGAUUUAGAAUAAGAAGAAGAUGAUGAAGAGGAAAUAUGAUUAAAUGAAAAUAACUUAGAAUCUAAUAAAAUAGGUUUAAAAAUUUAAUAAUUUAUUCAAUUUUUUAAUUAAAUUAAGGGUUCUGUUUAAAAUAAUAAUUGGUGUAGUAAACUCUUAUCAAAUAAUUAGGAAAUUAAUGAUAGAAAAUAAGAAAAUAUUAUAUCUGUUCAUAGCUCUCCUAGACCUUUUUAAUAAGUUAUUUCAAAUUUUAACUAAGAAUCAUAAAGGAAAAAAGAAUAAGACUAUUCAGAAAAAGCAAUAUAAAUUCAAAAAAAUUGGAAAGGAUAUAAGUAGAGAAAAAAUUAUUAAAUAAGAAAAACAGGUUUCACUAUAAAUUAAGAAAAUUCAUUACAGUAAUAACCAGUUUAAAUUAAUUCUUAAGACAGUUUAACAUUUAUUGAACUUGCAUUUCCUUAAUUAUCAACUUGUAAAUUUGAUGAAAUGGAACCAUUAGAAAACUUCUCAAUAAAGGAUUUUGCAGUUUAUUAAUAUAGAGAUGGAUCAAUUUAUGCAGGUGAAAUAGUAAAUUGUAUGAGAAAUGGCAAAGGAAGAUAUUGCUAUAAAAAUGGUUCGAUUUAUGAAGGGUAUUCAUUUUGAAUAUAAAUUAAUUAGAGAUUGGAAAAUGAAUUAACUAUAAGGAUAUGGGAGAUUUCUACAUUAAAAUGGUGAUUUUUAUGAAGGAAACUUUUAUGAGGGUAGAUUGAUUUUAUAGAAAAAAUAAUGGAAGUUUCUUUUAAGGAGAAUGGAAAUGUGAUAAAUAACAUGGAAGAGGUACUGAAAUAUGGGCAGAUGGAGCAAAAUAUGAUGGUGUAAAAAACAUGGAAGAAGUAUAUUUAUUUGGGCUGAAGGAUCACAUUAUGUAGGAGAUUUUGUUAAUAAUUGUAUGGACGGUUUUGGAGAAUAUGUUUAAUCAAAUGGUAAAAAAGUAAUUAAUCUAACUUUUAUUUCAUUAGUAUAUUGGAUAAUUUAAAGAAGAUAUGAUGCAUGGUGAAGGAGAAUUUAGUUGGCCUAAUGGUAAAAAAUAUUCUGGGUGGUAUUUUAAAAAUUAAAAAUGUGGUCUUGGAACUUUUGAAUGGCCAGAUGGUAGAAGAUAUGUUGGUUUUUUGUGUAAUGGUUUAAUGAAUGGAGGAGGAGUUAUUUUUGAAUUAAAAGGAAAAUAAAUUCAAGGAGAAUGGAUUUAUGGAAUUCUGUAAAAAUGA
This is a messenger RNA of Paramecium sonneborni, 1240 nucleotides long. The record is from the annotation of a GenBank genome assembly. Lineage: Eukaryota; Ciliophora; Oligohymenophorea; Peniculida; Parameciidae.